UCUAUUUCUGACUCUAUUGCUGCAUGCCCCCUUCAGUGGGUCUCACCCAGUGCGUCUGUGGUGGUGUUAGGGCGGCAGUAGGACUCUCUUUAGGCCUCGCAGGAUUCGCUGUGUGGAUCUUUUAGACGUUUCUUGGCUGUUUUGGAAGGUUUUUUUCUGCACACACACUCACACACAAACCGCCACCACCAUCACAUCUGGCUGACGACCACCACCACCCCCUCACUGUGCAGCCAUGGCUCUGUCUUCACGCUUAAAACUGUGGGAGAAGAAGAUAAAAGAGGAGAAGACGCCGGUGGCCACGGCUGUUCCUCCGCCGCCUCUGUCAGCUCUGCCGGGUGGUUUCCUCAAACAACUGGUCAGAGAUUCAGAGAAGGAGACCAAACAUAAAGAGCCGGAGGUCAAAGAGGAGAAAGCACCAAGCAAACUGAGCGACAACCUCGUGCAGCAGUUCCUCCUUCCAGAUCAGACUCCUCCGAUCCUCGAGGCAGAGAUGUCACUGCGGGCCGAACAGCUUAUCAACAGCAGCAAACAGCAAGAACAGAACUCAGACCAGUCGGACGGCAGGCCCUCGUCUCAGCGCCACAUCGUGUCUCCUGACCCCGGCGGCAAACAGGAAACUCGGCAGGACGUGACACCAGAGCUGCCGAAGCAACAGCAGCAGCAACAGAAGCAGCAGAAGCAGGAGGAAAAGAGGCCAGAGAAGAAGAUCAAGAAGCUGCUGCAGGUCGAGCAGAAGAAGGAGAAGAUAGAGGAGGUGGGGAAGAAAGAGGAGAGGCAGGAGCCGGAGGGAAGGCAAGCAGACACCACCAUAACAGAGCACAGCAGGAGGGAGGUGAGGGACGUUUGGUACGAAGCUGGAACUGUGUGGUACGCCAACAAGGACGGUUUCACCCUCGCCACUCAGCUGAAGCCGGAUGAAGGAACACCUGAACUGCCAGAGGGCCGAGUGAGGGUCCGCCUGCAGACGGACGGGUCGCUGCAUGACGUCACGGAGUUUGAAGUUGAGAAGUGUAACCCGUCAGAGCUGGACCUGUGCGAGGAUCUCAGCGACCUCCAGAGUGUGAAUGAAUGUGGAGUUCUGCACACGCUCAUCAGUCGAGCUAAAAACAACAAGCCACUGACACAGGCCGGACCCAACCUGCUCAACUUCUGGCCCCCGUUACAGGCCCACAGCAAGACCCCAAAGUCGCGGCGAGGAGAGUCGGUGUGGGACGCCCCUCCUGCCCUGGCUGCUCUGGUCAAACGGGUGUAUGUGUCUAUGGUGGGCAGCAGGAGAGACCACAGUGUGUGUGCGGUGGGACGCAGCGGAACGGGAAAGACCACAGCAUGCCAAGCCUUCGCUCACGCUCUCCUCAAACAAGCUGGUAGCACCGGAGAGAACAUCAGUGUGGAGCGUGUGCAGGCCAUGUUCACCAUCCUCAGGUCUUUUGGCUGUGUGAGCUCCCAGCACAGCGACGCUUCAUCUCGAUUUGCCAUGGUCUUCUCUCUGGACUUUAACCACGCUGGACAGGCUGCUGCUGGACACCUACAGACGAUGAUGUUGGACAAAUGGAAAGUGUGUCAGAAAACUCACGGAGAGAGCAACUUCCUCGUCUUCUCUCACUUGCUGGCAGGACUCAGCACCGAGAUGAGGACAGAGCUACAGCUGCACCAGCUCCCUGAGUCAAACUCUUUUGGCAUUGUUCAUCCUACCAAGGUUGAGGAGAAGCAGCGAGCGUCCGUCGCCUUUACCAAGCUGCUGACUGCCAUGGAAACGCUCGGCUUCUCAGCCGGAGAGCAGAACGCGAUAUGGCAUGUUCUGGCUGGUAUUUACCAUCUGGGAGCUGCUGGGGCCUGUAAAGUGGGCAGGAGGCAGUUUGUGAAUUUUGACAGCGCUCAGGUGGCCAGUAGUGUGCUUGGGUGUGAGGGAGAGGACCUGCACACUGCCGUCUUCAAACAUCACCUCCGACAGCUGCUGCAGAGAGCAACUGGAAGCAGCAGAGACAGAAACCCUGCCGCCGAGUCCGAGGAGGGUCCCAGGUUAACAGCUACUCAGUGUGUUGAUGGGAUGGCGGCUGGACUCUAUGAGGAGCUCUUCACUGCUGUAGUGUCCCUCAUCAACAGGGCUUUGAGUGGGCAGCAGCUGACGUUAGCCUCCGUGAUGGUGGUGGAUACGCCGGGCCUCAGGAACCCCAGACACUUUGCCGAGGAGCGAGGAGCCACCUGGUCUGAGCUCUGCCACAACUACCUGCAGGAGAGGCUGCUGGAGCAUUACCACUCCCACACCUUCAGACACACACUGGACAGAUACGCUCAGGAGAAGAUCCGUGUGAACUUUGAGUGUCCAGAGAGCAGCCCGGCUGAGGUUGUGUCUGCCAUCGACCAGCCACCUCCACAGGUCCGGGUGGCAGAUGGAGACCCCAGAGGUCUAUUAUGGGUUCUGGAUGAGGAGAUGGUGACACCAGCCUCCUGCGAGAACAGUGCCCUCGAGAGAGUCUGCCAGUAUUACAGCAACACUGUGCGUCAGUGUGAGCAGCCGUUGCAAUGCGAGGUGAACCACCUGAUGGGCGGUGACCCCGUCCGCUACGACCUGACUGGAUGGUUCGGUCUGAUCCAGAACAACCCGUCUGCGCUCAAUGCCAUCUGUCUGCUCCAAAACUCCACCAUAGGGGAGGUGAAGUCUAUGUUCACCCCCAGAAUCUCCCUGCCAGCUCUGUGUCGAGGUCUUGGGGGGCUGGAGGGCGGCAGCCAGCGCUCUCUGCAGAGAAACGGCACCAUCAGGAAAACGUUCAGCGGGGGGAUGGCGGCCAUACGCAGACACUCGCAGUGCAUCGCGGUAAAACUGCAGGCUGAUGCUCUGGUGAAUCUGAUUCGUCGAGCCCGGCCGGUGUUCCUGCAGUGUCUGAGUGCAAAGUCUGACGGAGGAAGUUUUGACGUCCCAGCUCUCAGAGUGCAGCUACACUCCACACAGAUCCUGUCGGCACUGCAGCUCUACCGCACAGGUUAUCCUGAUCACAUGACUCUGAGCGACUUCAGGUGUCAUUUCCAGGCGCUGUCUCCUCCAAUUAUGAAACGUUAUGCCUCAAUGUUUGUCAGCCACGAUGAGAGAAAGGCGGUGGAGGAGCUGCUGGUUGAGCUGGAUGUGGAUAAAAAGAGCAUUGUCGUAGGAGCCAGCAGGGUGUUUAUGAAGCGAGGUGUGCUGCAGUACCUGGAGCAGCAGAGGGACCAGCAGGUCACCGGUUGGCUGGUCCAUCUACAGGCCGCCUGCCUGGGACAUCUGGCCCGGCAGAAAUACCGCAAACUCAAGGUACAGCAGAUGGCAGUCAGCUGUCUGCAGAGGAACCUGCGGGCUCUGAGGUUUGUGGCCAGGUGGAGCUGGUGGAAACUUUUCUGCAGAGUGCGACCUCUGCUCGAUGUCAACAUGGACAAUGAAAGGCUCAGGGCCAAAGAGGAUGAGAUAUCAGCUCUGAGACGACGCCUGGAGAAGUCAGAGAAAGAGAGGAAUGAGCUGAGGCAGACUGCAGACAGCCUGGAGACCAAGGUUACGGCUGUGACAUCUGAGCUAAGCGAUGAGCGUUUCCGUGGUGAUGCAGUGGGUCAGGCUUUGGAUGUGGAGAGGGCAGAGAGACUUCGACUCGGCAGAGAGAACAAAGACCUGCAGGCUCGCUUAGACCAGUGUAAAGUCACCAUGGAAACCCUGGAGAAGCAGCUGGAGGAGGAGAAGCAGAAAGCUCAAGUUGCUGAGAGUCAGAGAGGAGCAGGGACAGAAAGCGAGCUGGCCAUGCAGCUGGAAUGCUGCCAGACUGAGGUGGAAUUUGUCCGCAGACGACUGAAGCAGACAGAAGAAAAACUGGAGACAGAGAGGCAGACCCGACAGCAGCUCGAUACCAAGGUGGCAACACUGCAGGCCCAGCUGGAACAGUCCAGGAGGAGCACGACCGAACUGAAACGUCACUGUCGCCGAGUGACCUCUGACCUUCAGGAUGCCCGAGUCCUCACUGACAGUCUGCAGAGCCGCAUGCACGAAGUGGACCGCAAACAGAGAAGGUUUGAUAACGAGUUGACUCAGGCUCUGGAGGAAGCCGACAAUGAGAGGGAGCAGAAGGACAAAGCCUUUCAGGAAAACGCAGCUCUGGGGGCUGAAAUCUACAACCUGCGCCACAACCUGCAGGAGAGCCAGACAGAGGUGGGUCGUCUGCAGAAGCAGAAGGAGGAGCUGUGCGCUCAGAUCCGUGACCUCAGCCUGCCCGUCGAUCUCGCCGCGGAGUCACUGCCUGACCUAAAGAAGCAGCUUCGCCUCCUGGAGAGCCAGGCCAACGAGAGAGCGGAGGAAAUCACCAAACUCACCGCCAGGAUACAGCAACAGCAACAGAUACACAUGCGGUUUGAGAUGGAGAUGGAGAGGAUGAAGCAGAUCCAUCAGAAGGAGCUGGAGGAUAAAGAAGAGGAGUUAGAGGAUGUCCAUAAGUCCUCUCAGAGACGGCUGAGGCAGUUGGAGAUGCAGUUGGAGCAGGAGUACGAAGAGAAACAGAUGGUGAUUCAUGAGAAGCACGACUUGGAAGGACUCAUUGCUACCCUGUGUGACCAGGUGGGACACAGAGACUUCGAUGUGGAGAAGAAACUGAGGAGAGACCUGAAGAGGACUCAUGCCCUGCUCGCCGAUACCCAGCUGCUCCUCGCCACCAUCGACAGCUCAGGGCAGAACCUGCCAAACGGCAGCAAAGAACAGAUAGAACGGCUGCACUGCCAGCUUGAGGAGAGUGAAGCGAGACGACUCGAGGCCGAGAGUGUUCAGACGACUCUCUCCCAGGAGCUGGAUAACACUCAGAUUGAACUGGAAAAUAUCUGCAAGCAGAAGAGUGUGGUGGAUGAGCAGUUGGCUGUGCUGCAACACGAGAAGACUGACCUGCUGAAGAGGCUCGAGGAGGACCAGGAAGACCUCAACGAACUUAUGAAGAAACACAAAGCGCUCAUUGCACAGUCCUCCAGUGACAUCUCUCAGAUCAGAGAGCUGCAGGCUGAACUUGAGGAGGUGAAGAAACAGAGGCACUCUCUGCAAGAAGAGCUCCAGCAGAGUGUGUCAAGGGUGCAGUUCCUCGAGUCGUCCACUGUGGGGCGUAGCAUCGUCAGUAAACAGGAGGCUCGCGUAUGUGACCUGGAAAACAAAUUAGAGUUUCAGAGAGGGCAAGUCAAGAGGUUUGAGGUGCUGGUGCUGCGUUUAAGGGACAGUGUGGUUCGUCUGGGAGAGGAACUGGAACAGAGCGCUCAGGCCGAAGCUCGUGAGAAAGAGAACGCCCGCUACUACCAGCAGCGCCUGCAGGACAUGAGGCUGGAGAUGGAGGAGCUGUCCCAGAGAGAGCAGAACAGCAGCCGCAGACGCAUGGAGCUGGAGAUGCAGGUGGAGGAGCUGACUGCUGUCAGACAGGCGUUGCAGGCCGACCUGGAGACAUCCAUUCGCCGCAUUGUCGACCUACAGGCCGCGCUAGAGGAGGUGGAGUCGAGCGAUGAGAGUGAUGCUGAAAGCGUUCAAACUGCUGUGGAGUCCUUGACUCGAAAGAAAGACCUUGACUCUGUGUCCAGUGUUGGCUCUAUUGGGACAGAGGAUGUUGGAGAGGGGAUUCGACACUGGUUGGGAGUUCCUAGAGGAGGAUCCCGUGGUGGUGGCUCGCCCUACAGCAGCCAUGGUGGGCGUCAGUCUGUCGCAGACACCAUGAGCACCUACAGCUUCCGUUCUUGUGUGGAUCCUGACGAUGAGGGCUCUGAGGCUGGAGGAGUUGGUAACAGAGGUCCUGGUCGAGCCCCAUCCUCCUCAGCUCUGUCUGAGCUGUUGGAUGGACUUCGUAAACGCAGAGCUGGCGGUGAUGCAGGAGAUGGAGCUGGCAGCGCCGUCUCCCUGCCAAUUUAUCAAACCACUGGAGCUUCAACUCUUAGAAGGAGAGCCUCAGCCCUCUCUCUCAGUCCAGAAGACAUUCAGGAACCCCGACCUGGUCCCAGCAUCCUCAAACCGUCCUCCCCACUCCUGCCACGUGCAGCCAGCACUCGCUCCAUCGCUGACUCUCAGGUAUCUGCCGGGACCUCUACAGCCAAACUGUCUCGCUUCAACUCAAGUGAUUCCCUUUCAUCGGUUCCCUCAUUGCCGCGCCUCUCCUCCUUGGCAUCCUCACUCGCCACUCGCCAUCGUCCUCCCUCCCUUGCCAUCCCAGAGGAGGACUCUGAGGAGCCCCUGCGCUCUGUGACGACUCCCAUCCAGCGCUCCCCUCAGGCACCGCGACGGUGCAUGCUGGGGAGUCUUGUUACAGAGGAUGGAGGCGAGGGUUCUCUGGGAUCAGAACCAAUGGUCUUCCAAAACCGGCGCCUGGCUGGGGACCGCGAUGACGCAGCCUCUGAUAUUCUGCCUGCCAUCCGGAGAGCGCAGUCUACCAGCAGCCUGGCCAGCUCCGUCAGAGGGGGGAGGAGGGCCCUGAGUGUCCACUUCGGAGAGCUGCCUCCUUCGACCCGCAGCAGAAAAGGCUCAGAGACAGAGUCGUCCAGCUCAGGUGGAUCAGGAGGAAGCUCCCAGGGCAGCGGGCCGAGACGCAGGUUCGAGAGGCCGCAAGGAGAAAGACUGGAGGCAGAGGGCAGCGAGGGCGGAGACGUGGCAUCAGUCAUGAAGAGAUACCUAAAAAAGGAGGUUGACUGAAGCAGAUGAGCUGUGAGCUUCAAAGAAACACUGCAGGAGGCUGAGUGAAAAUGCUUCAGAAGUCAAUGCAGAUGCUUCAAUAGUAAAGCCCCUGAAAAUACAACUGUCCAAUUCUCAAGCACUCAGUCGACUGUAUUUUCAAAUAAGCACUGUUUGUAUAUGAAUUAAAAACAAAAAUGAAAUGAA
Molecule: messenger RNA, 6847 nt
Organism: Stegastes partitus (bicolor damselfish)
Lineage: Eukaryota; Metazoa; Chordata; Actinopteri; Pomacentridae
Gene: myo18b
Product: myosin XVIIIB
Exons: 44
Coding region: 236-6661 (2141 amino acids)
Biological process (GO): actomyosin structure organization
Cellular component (GO): myosin filament; unconventional myosin complex; cytoplasm
Molecular function (GO): cytoskeletal motor activity; ATP binding; actin filament binding
Source: RefSeq, a predicted model, not a curated record